Trichophyton rubrum CBS 118892 is the source of this 555-nucleotide messenger RNA. RefSeq names its product ADP-ribosylation factor. Bases 1 to 555 code for a protein of 184 amino acids. Gene Ontology annotation, biological process: vesicle-mediated transport; intracellular protein transport. Gene Ontology annotation, molecular function: GTP binding; GTPase activity. NCBI's taxonomy places the organism in Eukaryota, Fungi, Ascomycota, Eurotiomycetes, Onygenales, Arthrodermataceae. The transcript has 4 exons. Gene Ontology annotation, cellular component: cytoplasm; plasma membrane. The record is from RefSeq and is a predicted model, not a curated record.
AUGGGUAUGUCAUUUUCGAAAAUGCUUGAUAAGCUAUGGUUUGGCAAGAAGGAGAUGCGAAUUCUUAUGGUCGGUCUCGAUGCUGCCGGAAAGACCACCAUCCUCUACAAACUGAAGCUUGGCGAGAUUGUCACAACCAUCCCCACCAUCGGAUUCAACGUUGAGACUGUCGAGUACAAGAACAUUCAAUUCACCGUGUGGGAUGUCGGUGGUCAGGACAAGAUCCGACCACUGUGGAGACACUACUUCCAGAACACCCAGGGUAUCAUCUUCGUCGUCGACAGCAACGAUCGUGACCGUGUUGUCGAGGCCAGAGAAGAGUUGCAAAAGAUGCUCAACGAGGAUGAACUACGGGAUGCUUUGCUUCUCGUUUUCGCCAACAAGCAGGAUCUCCCCAACGCCAUGAGCCCUGCCGAGAUCACCUCACAGCUUGGUCUACAGACCUUGACACGACGUGCCUGGUACAUCCAAUCUACCUGUGCCACUACCGGAGAUGGUCUCUACGAGGGCCUCGAAUGGCUCGCCGGCGCCCUGAAGAAGGCUGGUUACGAGUAA